UUUUAGAAAUCUUUUAUGGAGUUUGACCAGAAACGGCCAGCGUGUCCGCUAAUCAGUAGUGCCCGGUCAUUUGAAGAGAGAAUCUCACGGAUAAAAGUAGGCGUUUGGAAGAUAAAUGCUGACACUGCAUUUCGGAACCUUCUGGAGCAAUCGAGAUUCAAAAUGGCGACCAGAUUUCCAAGCGGAGGGAUGAUGCAACCACAAAUCAUUUUACUGAAAGAAGGGACAGACUCUUCACAAGGUAUACCACAACUGAUCAGCAACAUCAAUGCUUGUGAAGUCGUUGCAGAUGCCAUACGGACGACCCUUGGUCCACGUGGCAUGGACAAGUUAAUUGUUGGUCCCGAUGGAAAGACAACCAUAUCAAAUGAUGGCGCCACUAUAGUCAAUCUUUUAAAUAUUGUCCAUCCAGCAGCUCGAACACUAGUAGAUAUUGCCAAGUCACAAGACGCAGAGGUUGGAGACGGUACUACUAGCGUCACAUUACUUGCUGUGGAAUUUUUAAGACAAAUCAAACCAUUGGUGGAAGAAAGUGUCCACCCGCAGGUGUUAAUAAAAGGCUUUCGUAAAGCUACCCGACUAGCUCUUGAGAAGAUUAAAGAAAUCUCUGUUCACAUCAAGAAGGACGAUAAAGAAGAAAUGCGUAAGCUUCUACAGAGAUGUGCAGAAACUGCUUUAAGUUCAAAGUUAGUCGCUCGCCAUAAGGAAUUUUUUGGUAAAAUGGUGUGCGAAGCUGUGAUGUAUUUGGACGAGUUGUUGCCCUUAAAUAUGAUUGGUGUAAAAAAAGUACAGGGUGGUGCACUGCAAGAUUCACAACUUAUUCAAGGUGUGGCAUUCAAAAAAACGUUUUCUUACGCCGGCUUUGAAAUGCAGCCAAAAAUAUACAAGAAUCCUAAAAUAGCGCUACUUAAUAUCGAAUUGGAGUUAAAAGCGGAAAAAGAAAAUGCUGAAAUUCGCGUGGAUAGUGUCGAGGAAUAUCAAAAAAUAGUCAAUGCAGAAUGGAACAUUUUGUAUGAAAAAUUAGAAAAAAUUGUUGCCAGUGGUGCGAAAGUUGUUUUGUCGAAACUUCCAAUCGGUGAUGUUGCCACUCAAUAUUUUGCUGAUCGCGACGUCUUUUGCGCCGGACGUGUGGUAGACGAAGACUUACGGAGGACGAUGAAAGCUUGCGGUGGCUCCAUCCAAACAAGUAUACACUCCCUCACAGAUGAUGUACUGGGUAGGUGCGAAGACUUCGAAGAAGUGCAGAUCGGAGGCGAAAGAUAUAAUUUAUUACGCGGUUGUCCCAACGCCAAGACUGUCACGUUAAUAUUAAGAGGCGGGGCUGAGCAGUUUAUUGAAGAAACUGAACGCUCUCUCCAUGAUGCUAUUAUGAUUGUUCGACGUGCUUUGAAGAACGAUGCUGUUGUCGCUGGCGGUGGAGCGAUCGAGAUGGAACUCAGUAAACACCUUCGUGACUAUUCUCGCAGCAUCGCUGGUAAAGAACAACUUAUCAUCUCUGCAUUCGCAAAAGCCUUGGAAGUCAUCCCGAGACAGUUAUGCGACAAUGCGGGCUUCGAUUCAACUGGUGUUUUAAAUAAACUAAGACAAAAACAUGCCACUGGAGGUGUAUGGUACGGAGUUGAUAUUUUAAACGAGGACAUCGCAGACAACUUUAACGCAUUCGUAUGGGAACCCGCCGUUGUUCGGAUAAACGCAAUUACUGCAGCGUCCGAGGCUGCCUGCUUAAUAUUAUCAAUCGAUGAAACUGUUCAAAAUCCUAAAUCCGACAUGAGCGGCGACGAUAAUCCGAUUACAGGAAAACGGGGUAGAAUGGCUGGUAUGGGAAGAUAAGAACGAAUUUCAGCACCGAAAACGGAUUAAACGGAACUUCGGGGGACGCCGCCAUUAGAUUGUCUUUCCAAUGUAAAUUUUUCUCCUAGUAAAAUAUGAAAAGUUAUUGUU
Molecule: messenger RNA, 1941 nt
Organism: Hydractinia symbiolongicarpus
Lineage: Eukaryota; Metazoa; Cnidaria; Hydrozoa; Anthoathecata; Hydractiniidae
Product: T-complex protein 1 subunit eta-like
Exons: 10
Coding region: 16-1830 (604 amino acids)
Biological process (GO): protein folding
Cellular component (GO): chaperonin-containing T-complex
Molecular function (GO): ATP binding; ATP hydrolysis activity; ATP-dependent protein folding chaperone
Source: RefSeq, a predicted model, not a curated record